Messenger RNA from Plodia interpunctella (Indianmeal moth), 2182 nucleotides. RefSeq lists its product as uncharacterized. The transcript has 8 exons. The coding region runs from base 446 to 1708 and encodes 420 amino acids. NCBI's taxonomy places the organism in Eukaryota, Metazoa, Arthropoda, Insecta, Lepidoptera, Pyralidae. The record is from RefSeq and is a predicted model, not a curated record.
AAAAUAGCAACGGUAAAACAAAUUUUUGCUCAACAUGAACACAGCGUUCGUAAAAUGAUAAAACACUAAUAUCCGGACGGAAACACUUCUCUCAUUGCUUGAAUAGCUGCGAUUUUAUAGUCGCGUUGUGCUGAUAUUCAACUGAAAUUGUUAUUUCAGUAUACUGAAUAUUCGCCUGUUCUGUUGCUGGAUGGAUUACUUCUUCUAAUACUAUGAGCUGAUACAUAACCCUAGUUAAAAUUUAAAACACUCGUUCCAUACUGCUGCCCGCAGACACGUGAUGCACAAACAGCGAAAGAAAUUAACGCUAAAGUGGCCAUUGUCACACCACCAUAAUGGGAGAAAUUUAAUACUAUUGUUCCCCUUCCCGUUACAAUAUUAUAAAACGGAUUGACAAGUAAUUUUCCAUUUUAUACAAGCUCACACUUUCACGUUUGCAUUCAAAAUGAUUGAGAAGAUUUUAAUAUUACUGAUAUACAUAAGUUGUUGCUCAUCUAGUGAAGUUAGGGAUGUAAGUGCUAAAGUGCAUUUCAGAGGGAGAGGAAUUUUCAACGGUAUAUCUUUUCCGAAAUGGGAUCGCUCAGUUGUAACCAAACAUCACGAUCAGAAACAAGAAUCAAAGUUUUGGCCUCCUGUGCAGAAAGAAAGUAGAUUCUUGUCACUGUUCACGGUUGUGACAUUCCCCAAUGGGGGCUGUGCCGGCGCGUCAGGGGACAACGGCACUUGCAUGACAGCCAGGGAAUGCUCGGCUCGCGGCGGCUCCGCUAAUGGAUACUGUGCUAAUGGUUUUGGACUUUGCUGUAUAUUCAUGACAUCAUGUGGGAGCUCGACAUCAGAAAAUGGAACGUAUUUCGUUAACAAUGGUUAUCCGUCGGCGUACGACGGCACUGGUUCAUGUGAACUCACCGUCGUCAAGUCGCAUACAGAUGUUUGUCAAAUCAGAUUGGACUUCAAUCGUUUCUCCAUUGCGGGUCCUGACCAAAUGAACCACGUCUGCAACCAGGAUCAAUUUAUAGUUUCCGGUGGUAAUCCGGUGCCUGCCAUCUGUGGAGUCAACCAAGGAAGUCACAUGUACAUUGAUGCUGGGAUAGGUACUACGAAUCCCGUAAAAUUGACUUUCGUCACAAGCGGUAAUUCAUUUGAAAGGAUGUGGAAGGUGAAAGUCACUCACAUUCCUUGCAACAGCAUUUACAAAGCUGACGAAGGCUGCCUGCAGUACUACACGGGCGUCUCCGGACAACUUCGGUCUUUUAACUACGAUCCAGCCUCAGGUCUUCAACUCAGCAACCAAGACUACGGAAUCUGUAUCAGGAUGGAACGAAACUUUUGCGGGAUCCAGUAUACUGCUUGCCCUGAUACUGUUAACAACCGAUCUCGUUCCUUUACACUGAGUGGAAAUAGCAAUGGUCCAGUAAACGCAAUGAUUGGUUCAGGAACUGGUCCAAACAAUUGUGCCAGUGACUGGCUGCUUAUACCAUGUGCGACAAAUGUUGGCCGAAUUCAACCAUCGCAAGCAUUAUGUACCGAUCGUGUUUGUGGCGGGACAUUCUCUGCAGAUUUGACUAUGCAACCCUCCACUGUGUUGAGUACUGUUAAACCAUUCCGGUUGUGGUUUCAUACUGACAACGUAGAAGCCCCCGUUGAUAUAGAUAAUAGAGGAUUUUGUCUCAACUAUAUACAACAGCCAUGUACGAAUAACGUUAUUUAGAAUUAUUGUUCAUUCAAUUUUUGGAUUUAUCAAGAAUUAUUAUUUCUACACAAGAUAUUAAAGUGCAAAUACUACUUACCAUGCGAUAAAAGAAAGAACUAGCACUCUAUCGAAAUUAUACUCAAUUGUUUGUGAAAAAGUAUAAAUAUUGUUACUAUGUAUCAAAUAUCUUUAAUUUAUGUAUACGCUGUUUUGCUGGUAAAUAUGAGGAAAAUUAGAUUUUAAUGAUACAGAAAUUAAAGAGCUUCAAGAAAGGCUUCCCUUGUCAGUGUUUCACACGGACUUAUGUCCGAGUUCGGCGAUAAUGUGGAGCCUAGAUAAAACUUCGUCUACCGACGCAGUCGAGUAUCAGCACUGGAAUGGCAUAGUGACGUUAAGUUCAAGCUGAGUUAUAUGUUAGAAAAAGUGCCCAUCAAUUAAUGAAAAUAUUACAUAAACGAGCAACUUAUGAACUGUGUUUGGUAGUAAAAUAGU